GCUCUGGGCUGGGGGGGGGGCGGUGGCGGUGCUGGUGCUGGUGUCGGUCCGGUUCGGUUCAGGCCGCCGCCAUGUGGCCGUGCGGAGGGCGGCGGCAGCGGCGGUUCGGGGGUGUCGCGAUGCUCCUCCUCGUGCUGUGGCUGCUGGCACGCAGGUUUAAUUGGAGUGAACUGGUCCCAGUGCGGCUGUGGGGCAGGACACUGGGCCUGCAGACCAAGCACUCACAGUUCCUGCUGGAAGGAAUGCCCUUCCGUAUAUUUGGAGGUUCCAUGCACUAUUUCCGAGUCCCCAGGGAAUACUGGGAGGAUCGCAUGCUAAAGAUGAAGGCGUGUGGCUUGAACACCCUCACAACGUAUGUACCAUGGAACCUUCAUGAACAAACACGAGGGAAGUUUGACUUCAGUGAGAACCUGGAUCUAGAGGCCUUCCUUUCCCUGGCAGCUAAGAAUGGGCUGUGGGUGAUUCUGCGUCCUGGACCUUACAUCUGCUCAGAGUGGGACCUCGGUGGCCUGCCCAGUUGGCUGCUGCAGGACCCAGAGAUGCAGCUGAGAACAACAUACAAGGGCUUCACAGAGGCGGUGGAUGCCUAUUUUGAUCGUCUAAUGCCAAUCGUAGUCCCUCUUCAGUACAAGAGAGGAGGUCCCAUCAUUGCAGUGCAAGUGGAGAAUGAAUACGGUUCCUAUGCCAAAGACUCAAACUACAUGGCCUAUGUGAAAAUGGUAAUGUUGGCCUGUUUACUUGUUUCUGUGGCUCUGUUAAGCAGGGGGAUUGUGGAGCUGCUGAUGACCUCAGACAACAAGAAUGGGUUAUCAUAUGGCUUAGUGGAAGGAGCAUUGGCCACUGUUAACUUUCAGAAGCUGGAACCUGGUGUAUUGAAAUACCUGGAUAAGAUACAGCGAGAUCAGCCAAUGAUGGUGAUGGAGUAUUGGACCGGAUGGUUUGAUAACUGGGGAGGCCCUCACUGUGUCUUCGAUGCGGAUGAAAUGGUGAAUACUGUAGCAAGCAUCCUCAGAUUAGGAGCAUCCAUCAAUCUCUACAUGUUUCAUGGAGGCACCAACUUUGGCUUCAUGAAUGGUGCUUUGAAGACUGAUGAGUACAAGUCAGAUGUCACCAGCUAUGAUUACGAUGCUGUGCUGACAGAGGCUGGAGACUAUACAUCCAAAUUUUUCAAGCUCCGACAACUCUUCAGCACAAUCAUUGGCCAGCCACUUCCUCUCCCUCCCAUGAUUGAAAGCAAGGCGUCGUACGGUGCCAUCCUCCUGCAUCAAUAUAUCUCUCUCUGGGAUGUGUUACCAUCACUUGUACAGCCCAUAAAAUCAGAGUUUCCAGUUAACAUGGAGAACCUCCAACUAAACGAUAGCAGUGGGCAGUCCUAUGGAUACGUACUCUACGAGGUUGUCAUAUUUGGUGGUGGACAACUGCAUUCUAGAGACCAUGUCCGUGACCGAGCACAGGUGUUUAUUAACACCAUGUAUGUUGGUGAGCUGGACUACAACACGGUGGAGCUCUCCCUUCCUGAAGGACAGGGAUUCAGGCAGUUGAGACUCUUGGUUGAGAACCGUGGUCGUGUCAAUUACGGCCUGUCGCUGAACGAGCAGCGGAAAGGCUUAAUUGGUGACAUCUUCUUGAAUAAAACCCCCCUGAGGAACUUCAGGAUUUACAGUCUGGAGAUGAAACCUGACUUCUUGAAAAGCCUGCAGCACGCUGGUGGAUGGAGCGCAGUCCCAGAUUACUUCGUCGGUCCAGCUUUUUUCCGUGGAAAGCUGUGGAUAGAGCAUCAGCCACAGGAUACUUUCUUGAAGCUACAGGGCUGGGAAAAAGGAGUUGUGUUUGUCAAUGGUCACAACCUUGGCCGCUACUGGAAAAUUGGACCUCAGGAAACACUGUACCUUCCUGGCCCCUGGUUGAGGAAAGGGAGCAAUGAGAUCAUUAUUUUUGAGGAACGCGCUGCAGGACGGAUCAUACAGUCUGUCGACAUACCUUACUUGGGAAGGACCCAGUAUGUGGACUGAUGAGAGCUUCUUUCCCAUGUUUGGUUCAUCUUGAACACUCCUGGUUGCAUGUCUGGGGACAUGAUGGCCCACGCACUUGGGCCUCUUAAUUUCCACUAGACCCAGGUCAAGGAUUUGCUCUUUGGCAAUAAGCUCAGAAGAGAGAAUGGGCCCCAAAGGAACCAGAAUCUGUUGUUCCAGUGAUGGAUGUGGAAGCUCAUCUGCCUGCACUGCCGAGGAGCUGUGGCUUGGAUGGCUGUGCGUGAUGUUACAGACAGCAGUGAAUGUUAGGGAGUAACACGGUGCUGGAGGCAGGAGAGAGUGAACUGAACCCCGAGUCCAGCUCUCCACUGACUUUAAAAACGUGUUAUUGCUGACCUCUUCAUUUUUAUAAUUAGAGAGAAAAUGGUGAACAUUUGAGUAACCAGGUGUGGAAACACAUGGUGUUGUACUUCCAGGCACAAUUUAUCAGUGCAGUCUGCAGAGGGGCUGCAACCGGUUCACUUGUUGGAAGCCACGUUGGUUGUUAAAUGAGUUAAGUGUGAGCUUUGUUCCACUGUGUUUUAAUGUGGAGGUUGUUUCUCUCUCAGAAAGAAGGAGAAAAAAAAAAAGAAAAAAGUUUUAAAAAUUCAAAAAGUGUUUUUUUCCUCUAUCAAAAAUACCGUCCUGUUUCAGGUCAGGAAUGAGCAAGAGUUUCCAGUCACUGACAAGAGAGAGAUCCCUGCUUGCACCUGGGGAUGAAGUUCCCCCUUGUAAAGCAGCAGCAAUCAGUUUUUGGUUGUGAUAGAAGCCAAGGAGUCACAUACAUAAAUGGGUGAGCACAUCUGGGCUCUGAGAAGCACCAACCACGUGCCUUUCAUAAUGGAGUUGCAGGGUAUUCUAGCUCUUAAAAACCAUACUUAAUUUUAUUUAACAAAUUUAAAUACAGUUUAUUUAAAACUGAGAACAGACAGUGUGGCUGUCAUACACUCCACCCUGACAAGAGCUGGCCUCGCUGAGCGUGCACAUCUCUGCUCCCCAGACCCACAGUGCUGCUGUGCAGGUUGGAAGGGCUCAACUUUGAGGAGUGUAAAAGCAGGGCUGUGCUCAGGACUUGGGCUUUUGUGUUUUUUCUGGAAGUUAAUUCCUUCCAAGGAGGGAAUGCUGCAGCUCAGCAGGAGCUGGAGCUGACGUUAGUGAAUGAAAACAUGCAGCUAGGAGAGGCCAUCAGUUGGAAACUACCUUAGCAGAAGAAUUUAUAUGCCUUUAACAAUGUCUUUUUCCCCUCUAGGCUGUGCAGACUGAACUGAGGUGUUUGAUGCUUGUACAAGAACAGAAUCGGUCUGCUCAGAUGCAGAGAGCUCCCAUUUUAGCACAAGGUAACAGUGCCUGUUCCAAUAGAGUGGCCAGUGGAACUGGAUGCUUUCUAUCCCAAUACUAUUUCAGCCAGUCUAAAAGAACAUUAUUGUAAAGGCUGUGUAGCAAGGCUUUGUGACUGAGAGCUUCCCCCAACUAACCCAAAUGUUUCUUUAAAUAUUAGGGAAUGCACAGCCAUUAGUCCAAGGGGAGACUUCUGCACCGUGAAGGUAACAAUCCCAUCUGUAGUACUUUAAUACUUCUAUGCAUUAGGGCUAAAAAGAACCAAAUCUGGGAUUACAUUUUCCUUCAACUCAAAGGGAAAACUGUGCUUCAGACCCUUAUGAAAGAACUGGGGCAGUGGGGGUUGAUGAGAUGUUUGACAGCUGUGAGGGGAGGGUGCUAAGUUGUGUGUAUUAAGGGUUUUUUGUGUGUUUGCUGGCUGGAAGUAGGGAGAAGGGCUAAGCUGUACCUUAAUUUCUUCCUCAGCAAGUGUGUCGUUUUCAAAUAGAGUCAGCCAAGGGAGCAGCGCCCAGGUUCCUCCUCUGCAUUGCUCAGCCACGUGCCUCUUGCUGAGGAGCAAGAUAUAGUUUCAUCAGAGAAUACCCUUUCAUCAAUAGUACCUCAGGUCCUUUGAUGUCACAGAGCAGGGAAGAGGCAACUAAUAUUCUGCUUAGUUUUUCAGCCUACCUGGAGCCAGAGGUAGAGGGAACAGAGCGUGCUAAGCACA
Molecule: messenger RNA, 4056 nt
Organism: Coturnix japonica (Japanese quail)
Lineage: Eukaryota; Metazoa; Chordata; Aves; Galliformes; Phasianidae
Product: beta-galactosidase-1-like protein 2
Biological process (GO): carbohydrate metabolic process
Molecular function (GO): beta-galactosidase activity
Source: RefSeq, a predicted model, not a curated record